AAUCUAAUAAACAAUAUCAUUUGGAUCAUCCAUCCAUUAUCACUUAUCCAUUCUCCUCUCCUGUGGGAGCCUAUCACUCAUGUUGUUGCCGUCGUCAACCUCUUUUUCCUCUGCGAGAUAUUAGUGUUAGCACGAGAUAGUAAAUAAUACCACUCUUUUUUUAUCACGAAGAGUCGUGCGGAAGACGAGCGAGCCUUUGUGAGACGAUGUGACCGUCUACUGCCUUUCUUCAGUUGCAAGCUAGCCAACACGGCGAUGUCCACUCGGUUGGUCCUCCGUUUUCCCGCGCCGAGCCAAGGAAAACCGACCUGAAACGUCAGCGUAGCAGUUGCAAUCCGUCGCGCCGUCCAGCUCCCCAUCCACUUGGGCGCCAAGGAACCGUGCACCGCCACUCGGCGCGGCGGCGGCGUCAGGUCACGCCGACGCGACGCACGUCAUAGCGACAUGUCCGUUCACACGGCAGGCAAACCGGCGGUACAGUGCAAGUGCAACACGACGACGCGGAGCUAAAAUAUUGAACGGUUGCGUCUGCGCAUUUGGCUCUCCUCCUUCACGAGCAAGCAUCCCAAAGGACGCUACAAACCUGACGUCCAUCGCCGUGGCCUGUGACGGUCGCCGCCUUGACGUUGACGACGACGCGCACACGCAGACGCACCCACGAGCCUGCUGAUCCAAACACUGUGAAGAUUCUAUAAGUACAGGCAGCGGGCGAGGCCGUGUUCCAGAUCCAGCCUCGAGCACCGGGACCUGCCGCGUGCUUCUUACUGGCAACUUGGCAAGUGGCACGGCCGCACGGAUCCAUCUCCAUCGUCGAGGCGAGGACGAGGAAGCAGAUCGAAGCACCCAACCACACCACACUGGUGGUGAGUGGUUGCUGGCGAUGGCGAUGGAAGCGAUGAUGAGCGGGCUCAACUCCGGCGUGGUGCUCAGCCUGAUCGCCGUGCUGUGGACGGUGGUGUGGCAGAACCUGCAGCACCUGCAGCUGCAGCAGUUCUUCGCGCGGCAGCUGAGCCGGCGCGCGCGGCGGCUGGCGGCGAUGGUGGACCCGUACCUGUCGGUCACCAUCGCCGAGUACGAGGGCGGGCGGAUGAAGCGCAGCGACGCGUACGAGGAGGUCAAGGCCUACCUCAGCGACGCCAGCGCCCACGGCGUGCGCCACCUCCGGGCCGAGUCCGCCAAGGACGCCGACAAGCUCGUGCUCAGCAUGUCGGACGGCGAGGAGGUGGAGGACGACUUCGAGGGCGCGAGGGUCUGGUGGUGGGCCUACUCCAAGCAGCCGCCGCGCUCGGACGGCGCCGCGGCGUGGUGGAGCGGCGGCGGCGCCGCCGCGCAGGAGGAGCGCCACUUCUACCGCCUCUUCUUCCUGGAGCACCAGCGGUCGCUUGUGCUGGACACGUACCUCCCGCGCGUCCGCCAGCUGGGCCGCGCCGUCAUGGUGAAGAACCGCCAGCGGAAGCUGUUCACCAACAUCUCCACGCACCAGUGGAGCGACGGCGGGUUCAUGAGGUCGGCGUGGACCCACGUGGUGUUCGAGCACCCCAAGACGUUCGCCACGCUCGCCAUGGACCCCGCCGAGAAGAAGAGGGUCAUGGACGACCUCGACAUGUUCAAGGGCGGCAGGGACUACUACGCGCGCGUCGGCAAGGCGUGGAAGCGCGGGUACCUCCUGUACGGGCCCCCCGGGACGGGGAAGUCGGCCAUGAUCGCCGCCAUGGCCAACUACCUCGACUACGACAUCUACGACAUCGAGCUCACGUCCGUGCACUCCAACACCGACCUCCGCAAGCUCUUCAUCGAGACCACCAGCAAGUCCAUCAUCGUCAUCGAGGACAUCGACUGCUCCCUCGACCUCACCGGCGCGCGCGAGAAGAAGAAGGCGGCGGAGGAGGACGGCGACAAGGACAAGAAGGACGGCGGCGGCCCCAGCAAGCCCGGCGAGAAGAAGGACACCAGCAGCAAGGUGACGCUGUCGGGCCUGCUCAACUUCAUCGACGGGCUGUGGUCGGCGUGCGGCGGCGAGCGGAUCAUCGUGUUCACCACCAACCACGUCAAGAAGCUGGACCCGGCGCUCAUCCGCAGAGGGCGCAUGGACAAACACAUCGAGAUGUCCUACUGCGGCUUCGAGGCGUUCAAGUUCCUGGCCAAGACGUACCUCGACGUGGACUCGCACCCUCUGUUCGACGCCGUCGGCGAGCUACUCCGGGAGGUGGACAUGACGCCGGCCGACGUCGCCGAGAACCUCACGCCCAAGAGCCUCGACGACGGGCCGGACUCGUGCCUCGCGGACUUGGUGAAGGCGCUGGAAGAGGCCAAGAAGGCUAGCGGAGCCGGAGAGGAUGAAGAGGACCAGCAAUAUGAGCCAUGAGGAGGAAAAGCUCUAGAUUAUUCAGUUCAUUAUUACUGCCAGUUUGUCGUUAGUCGGUAACUCUGCUGAUUUGUCUGCUGUGCUACAGUAGUGCAGAGGCUAAUGAUAAAAGUUACCCCUAGAAUAAAUUAAUUAGCUAGGGGUUUGUGUUUGUCUAAAUUUAUCUUAUCCUAGAGAAGAGAAGCCCCGUUCUUUUUUUUCUAUAAAUAAGUCUAGAUAAGACAGUUUUUUUCCAUAAAAGCUGUUAGUUCCCCUCA
This is a messenger RNA of Zea mays, 2622 nucleotides long. Its product is annotated as AAA-ATPase ASD mitochondrial. The record is from RefSeq and is a predicted model, not a curated record. The coding region runs from base 881 to 2365 and encodes 494 amino acids. Gene Ontology annotation, molecular function: ATP binding; ATP hydrolysis activity. NCBI's taxonomy places the organism in Eukaryota, Viridiplantae, Streptophyta, Magnoliopsida, Poales, Poaceae. The transcript has a single exon.